Messenger RNA from Aspergillus thermomutatus, 1275 nucleotides. Its product is annotated as putative RNA exonuclease. The transcript has 2 exons. Bases 1 to 1275 code for a protein of 424 amino acids. Gene Ontology annotation, molecular function: exonuclease activity; nucleic acid binding. Gene Ontology annotation, biological process: ribosomal large subunit assembly; rRNA processing. The record is from RefSeq and is a predicted model, not a curated record. Lineage: Eukaryota; Fungi; Ascomycota; Eurotiomycetes; Eurotiales; Aspergillaceae. Gene Ontology annotation, cellular component: nucleus.
AUGGAUCAACAGGUACCAAGAGUUGAGCUGGCCUUCCGUCCGAAGGAAAAUUUCACGGCACCUGUCAGCAAUAUUCGGAAUCAAGGGGACCAGGUAGUCGUGAGCACUGAGGCUAUGAAGCAGCAUGCAACCCAGGGGAGGAAAUAUGCACCCAAACGCAGUCCGAGAUAUACCAGGCCAGCGAUCGAAUCCCUGAAAAGCCCAUCAGAGAAGCAGGAAGCACCUGAGCAGAAAGGGAGUGUGGUACAUGACUGGUCCGAUGUCCCCGGACCAUUGCACGAGGCUGUGAUUGCCUCUCUGAAAGAAUUAUGCCAUGACCUAGAUACCCUCACCAGGUCCGGCUACAAGGUCCGCGAGAUGACGCAAGAGGACCUGGAAGGCUAUGCAAAGUGUAUGAACUGCGGAGAACGCAAGCGAGGUCUAGACGCCAAAUCAAAAACAGCUUGUUUCUACCACCCGACGAAACGCAAUCACCAGAAGAAGCAAUACAAGUAUCCGUGUUGUGGAAAGAGGCAGCCAUGCGCCUCACUGCCGGCGCAUGUUUACGCCCCCGUUCAGGAUUUUCUCCUGGAGAACUGGCAGAACUAUCGAUUUACACCGAGUUCAGUGUCAGGAAUUUGUACACCUCGGCGCGUGGUCGCACUCGACUGUGAAAUGGUCGAGGUUGAAGGGGGAAGUGCGGAAGUAGCGCAGAUCUGCGCCGUCGAUAUCUUGACCGGUGAAGUAAUUGUCGACAAAUACGUGGUACCGUCCAGGACGGUGACGGACUGGCGAACUCCUUGGAGCGGGAUGUCACAGAAACUUCUCGAGGACAUGAAACAGGCUGGAAAGACUGUCAACGGAUGGGAAGAAGCUCGGAAAGCACUGUGGGUGCACAUCGAUCCGGACACCAUCCUGGUUGGCCAGUCUCUCCAGCACGACCUCAACAUCAUGCGCAUGGUUCAUUUGAGUGUCAUUGACACAGCUAUCUUCUCUCGGGAGGCAGUAGCGAAAGGUUGCAAGCAAAACUGGGGGUUGAAGCGACUGUGCAAGCAGAUGCUCGAUCGAGAUAUUCAGCAAUCGCGCAGAGGACACGACUGCAUGGAGGAUACGAUGGCGACUAGGGAGGUGGUUCUCUGGUGUGUUCGGCACCCCGCCAAGUUCCAGGAGUGGGCUGCGUCCCAGAGAGUAUGGAUGAAGAAGGCCGAUGCACAUUGGAAAUGGAGGCAGAAAGAGUCGGAUCAGGUGCAGGCCAAGCACCCUCGAGAGAAUGUCUCCGAAGUACUGGCCGAAUAG